ACGAUAAAAGAGAUUAUAUUUAUUUCUACUGAAGGGAUCAAUGGCCUGGUGUACGGUAACCUCCAUGGACUGGUGAUGACCCGCGGCCAGAAAGUAGACUGGUAUCUGCUGGGCAUGGGCACCGAAGUGGACAUGCACACUGUGCACUUCCACGCUGAGACUUUCACCUACAAGACGGACCGUGUGCACCGUGCAGACGUCUUCGAUCUCUUCCCCGGAACUUUCCAGACAGUGGAGAUGGUUGUUGGGAACCCGGGGACUUGGUUACUUCACUGUCACGUGACGGACCACAUACGCGCUGGCAUGGAGACCACCUUCACCAUCAAGGAAAACUCAUCGCAUGGUAAGGUUUAUCCUUAUUUCAAUACAAAUUUUCAGUCUAAUAUUUAAUAUUCCAUCCUUCACAUACUUAUGUAAAUAUAAUA
Molecule: messenger RNA, 425 nt
Organism: Notothenia coriiceps (black rockcod)
Lineage: Eukaryota; Metazoa; Chordata; Actinopteri; Perciformes; Nototheniidae
Product: hephaestin-like
Exons: 3
Coding region: 76-390 (104 amino acids)
Molecular function (GO): oxidoreductase activity; copper ion binding
Source: RefSeq, a predicted model, not a curated record